Molecule: messenger RNA, 1391 nt
Organism: Labrus mixtus (cuckoo wrasse)
Lineage: Eukaryota; Metazoa; Chordata; Actinopteri; Labriformes; Labridae
Gene: slc35f6
Product: solute carrier family 35 member F6
Exons: 6
Coding region: 84-1220 (378 amino acids)
Biological process (GO): transmembrane transport
Cellular component (GO): intracellular membrane-bounded organelle; membrane
Molecular function (GO): transmembrane transporter activity
Source: RefSeq, a predicted model, not a curated record
CCUGGGUGAACAAAAAAAAAACAACAACAUCUCGGUGGUCGUGUGUUCCUGGUUUUGUUUGUCCUCCUGCACACUCGUCCAUCAUGGCUUGGACUAAAUACCAGCUGUUCCUUGCGGGACUUAUGCUUACAACUGGAUCCCUCAACACAUUAUCGGCGAAAUGGGCUGACAUGUUCUCAGCGAAGGGCUGCAAAGACGACCCUGAACAUAAAUUCUCUCAUCCAUUUGUGCAGGCGGUGGGGAUGUUUCUGGGUGAGUUGAGUUGUCUUGCCGUUUUCUACCUUUUACUUUGCCAUGACAGACGUAGACCCGAGCCAAAGAUGAACCCGGGCCAGAGCUUCAACCCUCUGCUCUUCUUCCCACCUGCCAUGUGUGACAUGACGGCCACCUCCAUUAUGUAUGUUGCUCUUAACAUGACGAGCGCCUCGAGCUUCCAAAUGCUGCGAGGAGCUGUCAUCAUUUUCACUGGUCUGCUCUCGGUGGCGUUCCUCGGGCGGCGUUUGAUGCCCAGUCAGUGGCUCGGCAUCUUCAUCACCAUCGUGGGUCUGCUGAUCGUCGGUCUCGCCGACUUUUUCAGCGGGAACAGAAGCUCAGAGCACAAACUCAGUGAUGUCAUCACGGGAGACCUUCUGAUCAUCAUGGCUCAGGUCAUUGUCUCAGUGCAGAUGGUCCUGGAGGAGAAGUUUGUCUACAAACACGACGUCCAUCCUCUGAAGGCUGUUGGGACUGAAGGUUUCUUCGGGUUCGUUGUGCUGUCUCUUCUCCUCAUCCCCAUGUAUUUCAUCCAUGUGGGCGGGUUCAGCGACAACCCUCGGCAGGUCCUGGAGGACGCUCUGGACGCCUUCUGUCAGAUCGGCCACCAGCCUCUCAUCCUGCUGGCUCUGCUGGGAAACACGGUCAGCAUCGCUUUCUUCAACUUCGCCGGCAUCAGCGUCACCAAAGAGAUCAGCGCCACCACCCGCAUGGUGCUGGACAGCCUGCGCACGCUCGUCAUCUGGGCGGUGAGCCUGGCGCUGGGCUGGGAAGUGUUUCACGGCCUGCAGGUGCUCGGCUUCCUGGUGCUGCUGAUUGGAGCCGGGCUCUACAAUGGACUGCACCGCCCCCUCCUGGAGAGGAUACCGUGCUGCGCCGGUUUAGUGAGCACAGAGGAGGAGAUCAGCCCAGGAGAGAGGGAGAGGCUGCUGGAUGCUGGCAGGGUGCAGGUCGCCGAUGACAGUUAAAACUCAUUGAAGCACUGAUCAUGAUCAUAUGCUGUUUUUUUAAAUUGUUUUUAUUUUCUUACCUUAGAUUUUAACUGACCUGACACAAUCCUUUUUUUAAUAUGUGGACAUGCACAAGCUCUCUUAAAGGAAUAGUAUAAUACAAUACAAUAAAGUAUUGUGUUAAAGGCA